Messenger RNA from Menidia menidia (Atlantic silverside), 1403 nucleotides. Lineage: Eukaryota; Metazoa; Chordata; Actinopteri; Atheriniformes; Atherinopsidae. The record is from the annotation of a GenBank genome assembly.
GAAUGUGAAGCAGCUGACUAAAAGUGGGAGGAGCUGUCAAACUUUGCUGCAAGAUCUAAAUUCCUGAGCUGUUGGCAUCAUUGUAACAACCUCGGUUUCGUCCUAGCAAAAUUAAGUUGUGAUCUGCACCUCUACAUCUUUAAGAACUACGGUCAAACGAAAAUAUCUUGUUGUUUUGUCGCAAUGGAAAGCUGGAAAAUUCACGUGCGUGGACGAAUUCAGCAGAGAGAUCACAAAGAAAAACUUCCAUUCGUAGGCAUUUUCACAACCUUGUCUAAGCUGGAGGAACGUUUUGAAAUUCGCAAACAUAUUCUGGAGGAUGUCCAUCCCAAAAGCUUCGAAAGAGGUGGGAUUGAAGUGGGGAGAAACACCAGACUCCUUGAACUCCAGCUGAAAGAGAGUGAGCAUUUGUCAGACAAGUUGUCUCAAACUGUCUCCGACCUGACUGCUGUCCUGUAUCUGAAAGAGGCUGAACUACAGCACUGGCAGUCACGUGUGUCACAGUACCGUCAAGAGGCACUUACUCUGGCUAAAGGGAAUAACAACUUGAAGGCAACCCUCUCAGAAUUUGAAUUCACCAUAGAAAGACAGGCCAAAGAGUUAGCAGCCUUGCAUUUGGAGCAGAAAGGAUUGAAAGAAGCGCUAGCGAAGGCUAAUGGGGACAAAGAACGUCUUCUACAACGCUGGAUGGAAGAGAAGAGUGAGGAAGCCGACAGGGUGAACAGACACAAUGACGUACAGGAAAGGUGGCAACAUCUGGCCAGACAGCUGAAGAGGUACCUCCACAGGGAGAGGAAAAAAGAGUGUGUUCCCACAACAGAAGGCUUUUCUAAUCUUUUUAAAGAAACGUCUCAAUGAGCCCUUCAGAGGGUCAAUAAUGCAGUGGACCUGGACACUCGGACUUUGGCCAUCCUCCAGCUGCAGGCAAAGUCAACCCCAACGUUCUGCUGUUGUUCCCUCUCGUUCUCAUAAAAACAUGCCAGCAUGAGAGUGAGUUGGCUCAUUUUAGGACAAAUAGCUUAUCUAUUUUUUCUUAUUUAAUUUAUGUAUAUACUGAUUUAAAGAUGAUUUUUCUAGUCUGUAUUAAUUUAUUUGAUCAUUUGAGCUGUAAUAAUGAAAAUGUGAUUUAUCACCAAAUUCCGUUUUUCCUAGAGACAUCAGAUAAGUUUCAGUAAACUCAACUUAUCUUCACACUGAUCUGACCACAGAUUUAUAAAAGAUUCUGUGAAGUACCACAGUCGUGUCUUUGUAAUAUACUAAUGAAACCAGCAGAUUCAUAUAAUUUCAAGUUUUAUAAAUUAAUAACCUGAUUAUUUGAAGUUCAUUUUUAAUGCGUUUUAAAAGAAUCAUGAGUGAAAAUUGUUUAUUAAAAUAGAAAAACAGACCCCACCCAAUUUGCCAUU